AUGGCUUCCACACGCCGAUGCCCGCUCCUCCCCGACGAGAUCAUCUCCGACGAGAUCUUGCCCCGGCUACCGGCCAAGUCCGUGCUCGGGCUCCGCUGCCUCUCCCGUGCCUGGGCGGCCACGCUCUCCUCCGACCACUACAUCGACCGCUACCACGCCCUCCACGGCGGGCGUCCCAAGAUCUUCCGCAUCCAGAACGAAUCCCACGGCGAGGUCGACGAAGAAGCGAAGUCGUGCGCGCCGCCGCCCAUUGCCGUCUUCCCUAUGGCCGUCACGAUCGACUGGUUCCCGCGAUGCGUCACGGUGUUCUGGGACGAGACUACGCCUCCGGCGCCCGGGCCCGAGCACCCGAGCCUCGCCGCGACGCGCUGUCGCGGCCUCGUCCUCCUCGAGCUGGUGCCCACGGGGAUCCACUUCGUGUGCAACCCGUCCACAGGGAAGACGAGAGCGCUCCCGGAGGGCCGGACCACGGGCUGCCGGAGUCCCCGCGAGCUUUCGCAUAAGUACGCGAGCCUAGGGCUCGGCUACGACGCGCCCACCAGGAGACACAAGGUCGUGCGCGUCUACUACCGCGGCAGCGACAGCGAGGGGCGCCCCGCUUCCAUGGGAUGCGAGGUCUACGUGGUGAACGCCCGCGAUGAGGACGACUCCGCCGCCGGUUCGUGGCGACCGGUGACUUCCAGGCCGGCGGGUUGGGUGGAACCGUGCAGACCGAGCGUGUUUGCGCAAGGGCAGGUAUACUGGCUAGGCUACCGGAAACACGACCUCCGCAGAGGCUACUUCCGACGUCAGGAGAAGAUCAUGAUCAUCUCGUUCUCCAUGAGCCAAGAGACCUUCGGGACAGUGUCGCCGCCGGCAGCCAUGGAUGACGAGGCUCUGCGGAUGAGAUGUCUGACAGAGCUUGGCGGGGAGCUGUGCCUCUUCUCAGGGGGAUCUUCCGGGCAUGAGCAUCGUUACGAUGUCUGGCUGCUGCAUAGCACCACCUGGGAUCUCUACUGCCGAAUCGAGGCAGGCAUGGCAUCGCCGGAGGUCAAUAGGGUAAUGAGAAGUCAUCGCAACAUUUACAACAUCAACAUCCUUCCACUCGCUAUUACCGACAAUGGCCGUCGCAUCCUCCUGGCGCGAAAUGACUCGCCAAAGGAUGUAUGGGUAUACACCCCAUUAACGGGUGACAUCCAGAAACACCUCGACUUGGACAGUGUGGUCGACCGCAAGAAUUGGCUCUUAGAGGUAGCGGUGUACGAGGAAAAUGUUGCGUCUCCCGGAAGACAACUAUCAAGGGAUAUAGUCUUGACCUCCUCGUUGUCUACACAAGCUUUAUCCUUGGUGCUACGGCUCUUGCCAGAACGCACCCUCAGAAGGCUUAUGUGCGUCUGUCGGAGCUGGUGCACAAUGAUAGCAAUACAUCUAUGGUACGUUGGACAGGGGGACCUAGAAUGA
Messenger RNA from Lolium perenne, 1440 nucleotides. Its product is annotated as F-box protein At1g11270-like. NCBI's taxonomy places the organism in Eukaryota, Viridiplantae, Streptophyta, Magnoliopsida, Poales, Poaceae. Gene Ontology annotation, molecular function: protein binding. The record is from RefSeq and is a predicted model, not a curated record.